Psylliodes chrysocephalus is the source of this 1484-nucleotide messenger RNA. Lineage: Eukaryota; Metazoa; Arthropoda; Insecta; Coleoptera; Chrysomelidae. The record is from the annotation of a GenBank genome assembly.
UUUGAGAGAAAAACCGUUUUUUUUAAACUCUUUAAUUCCUAAACUAUAACGCUAAUGUAUGAAGAAUAUCUGAAGAAUUACGAAAUAAACAAGUUACAAAUAUUUAUAAAUUUUAAAGUGCUGAAUAAGCUAAAGAUAAAAUAAUAUUUACUACGCUAAUUCUGUACAUAUAACUCUGUUUAAAUCCAUAACACUACUUUUUUACCAUUUAACUAACUUUGUACCUCCAAUGUGUUUCGAAACUUAAAUAACAUUGAAAUUUUAGCAUUUUGGAAGCGAUUUUCUUUCACUUUAGAAAAUUUUCCUUGCGUAAUUCAAUCAGUCCAAAAUUUCAUAUGGCAAAAUGUAAUAACUUGCAGUACUCACUUCAAGUUCUAUGAAUUACCAGUUCCUAGAAAAGAAUUGGAAAUUUUUAAUCGUUUCGAUUACAUGAACACUGAUAUUGGUGUCGUAAUGGAAUUGGCUUAUGAAUUGCCCGAUAUUUAUCCUCCAAAACCAGUAUAUGAUUCUUACGUAUUGGGUUCCUGUUCAACAUUUGACGAGAGAGUCGAUAUCUCAAGUGAUGUCAUCAAUUUGACGAUUGGUCAAGCAGAAGACAAGUAUGGACUUGGAUUGGUUAUCGUAGCUGAACAAAAUUUAAGAACGUACGCUAUAUGUGGUGAUCUAAUUGACCCUCUAAUAGCAUUUCUCAAUACGGAAUACUGCAUGCUGGAACGAGUGGGACGUUCCAGAAAAUUAGGAGAACUAACGCAAGGUCGAAUGUCGAUAGGAUCAGCUUUCAAUAUGGAUCCAAAAUCGGUCUACCAUUACAAAAAGGCAUUAUACAACAGCGAACUAAUAUCCAAACAAUUUUUCUACAUAAAAUCACCGCUUUACGAUCAAAACAAAACUUGCAGCUUGUUGCAACUGAGACGAUUUUAUACUAAUAUAAGAAGUCAUCAAAGCUACAUGGCCAGUGAAAUUAUAAAUAUUCUAAAAAGACAACCAGGAUAUAGAAUAGAAAGCAAACAUUUACGAGAAAUUUACUCGGACAGGUUUUCGAGUAUUGGAAAAUUACUAAAGAAUGCAGAGUUUAGAAAGUUGGUUAAAUUAAAGAUAUAUCCUUAUAAAACGGUUUAUCCAAAUGCUACAAGCGCUGAAUGCACCAAUAAAAAUAGAUCCGAAAAAAAUGUGAGCUGUUACGAACUGCUUAAUCCAUACGUAAACGUCGCAGCUUAUUGGCGAGAUGAUCGAGAUGAAUCUGAUGAAGAAGAUGAUGAAAAAGAAGAGGAACCACUUUCCGGGGAAAUGAUUUACAAUAUGGAUACUAUAAGAAAUGUUUACUAUCAAAUAUUAUUGAGUGGCGACAAAGGUUGUACAGCCGCAGAUAUUAGACAUUUAACUGGAUUCGAUGUGAACACUGUAAGAACUGGUUUACGUAAAUUAAACCAAAAAGGUGUUGUUAAUUUAAGGAAAAUUGACAUUGGAAAGACACGAAAAUAUAG